This is a messenger RNA of Pseudozyma flocculosa PF-1, 1137 nucleotides long. RefSeq lists its product as uncharacterized. Gene Ontology annotation, molecular function: fatty acyl-CoA hydrolase activity. Gene Ontology annotation, cellular component: peroxisomal matrix. The transcript has a single exon. Gene Ontology annotation, biological process: fatty acid catabolic process; acyl-CoA metabolic process. NCBI's taxonomy places the organism in Eukaryota, Fungi, Basidiomycota, Ustilaginomycetes, Ustilaginales, Ustilaginaceae. Bases 1 to 1137 code for a protein of 378 amino acids. The record is from RefSeq and is a predicted model, not a curated record.
AUGGUAUCUGCGAUCGCGACCGCAAACACGACAGCCGCUCCUCCCUCGAUGAAGGCCGAAAACUUUGUCGAGCUGAUCCGGCUCGAGGCCACCGACGAGCCCAACGUCUUUCUCACCUGCUCGUUCCCGGAGAAGCAGGGCAACUCGGCCGCCAUCGCCUACGGCGGCUGCACCCUCGCCUUUGUCGUCCAGGCCGCCUACAAGACCGUCGAGGGCCGCAAGGGCCUGCCGGACUUCAACAUCUACUCGCUCAACGGCAACUACCUCGGCCCGGCCCUAUCGGAUCGCCGCGUCAGGCUCAAGGUCGACAUCGUCCGCGACACCCGCACCUUUGCCACCCGCUUCGUCACCGCCUACCAGACCUGGGACAAUGGUCAGGAGCGAUCGUGCUUCGCCGCCCUGAUCGACUUCCAGGCGCCCGUCCCCAAGCCCGCCGAGCCCCUCAAGGUCCCCUACGCGCCCUUUUCGGCCAGGCCGAGCACGAUCGUCCAGCGGCCGGAAGACGUGCCCAGCUGGCGGGACGUCAUCGACGAACGGGUGCGCACCGGCGGGCUGACGCCGCAGCGCGCGCGCGGCAUGCUCGAGAUGUUUGAGCUCGGCAUGCGUCUGGGCGAGAGCCGCCAGGUGCCCACCAGCAUCCACUACCAGAACAUGAUCGGCAACGACACGUCAAAGCCGACGACCCAGGACCACCUCGCCCUGACGGACCGCGUCUCGGUCGACUGGUUCCGGUGCCGCGUCGACCUGGGGCCCUCGUCGUCCGCCCUGCCGCCGCCGCCGGGCGGCAACUCGCGCGCGCUGCCCGUGUCGGCCAAGUCGGCCAACGCCUGCUUCCUCGCCUUCACCAUGGACGCCGCCAUCGCCUUCAUCCCCGUCACCUACUCCAACAUCCCGCUCGACGCCGUCGGUGCGUGCUCGUCGCUCGAUUGCGCUUUCCGCUACCACACCGAGGCCCCCGACAUGAACAAGUGGCACCUGCGCGAGAUGAAGACCAUCUGCGGGCAGGCCGAGAAGACCUACUCCGAGGCCAGGCUGUGGGACGAGGAGCUCGGCAUGGUGGCCACCAUGACCCAGGCCUCGAUCCUCCGCAGCCCCCCUCCGCCGCCGCCGGGCAGGAAGGAGCAGGCGCGGCUAUAG